Oncorhynchus gorbuscha (pink salmon) is the source of this 1362-nucleotide messenger RNA. Its product is annotated as vascular cell adhesion protein 1-like. The record is from RefSeq and is a predicted model, not a curated record. The coding region runs from base 264 to 1109 and encodes 281 amino acids. Gene Ontology annotation, molecular function: integrin binding. Gene Ontology annotation, biological process: cell adhesion. Lineage: Eukaryota; Metazoa; Chordata; Actinopteri; Salmoniformes; Salmonidae. The transcript has 5 exons.
GACACACACACACACACACAUCGGAGGAGAUAAGCUAUCUUCGUCUCAGUUACUAAGAGAACUCUUGAGGGGAGCAUUGUGCAGCUACUGAUCUCUCAGUGAAGGAACAGACGCAGCAUGCACACACUCUCUCUCCUCCUCAUCCUCCACCUUCUGAAGCCAGGCGUGUGUGAGUCCUGUUCCUGGUGGUCAGUCCUGCUGGGCUGGUGGUGAAGUAUGGAGCCCCUGCUUCGGCCAACUGCACCUCCGAUACGGUCACCUCUAUGGGCUGGGAGCCGAGCCUAGGAGAAUCUCAGCUCUUUGGCACUGAGGUGAAAGAGCUGACUUGGAGAGUAGACAGCCUGACUGACUGGAAUAUAAAGCCUCAAUGCUUUGAGAUCUCUGAGGUGGGAGGCCAUUGUGCCAGAGGGCUGAAAGUUACUGUUUACAAGCUUCCAGACAGAGUCUCCAUCAGAUAUUUAAACCACUCUGGUCCCGUGGUUGAGGGGCAUCAGUACUCUCUGCAUUGUCUUGUCCAGAACAUCGCUCCUAUUGAGCACCUCAGAGUGACCUUCUUCAAAGUCUCUACCAAUGGUGAACGGACAGUGUUAUACACACAACCACUGAACAACGACAUUCACCAAUUAAACAAUGACAUGAGGCAACCGGUGAACGAGAGCUAUUCCCUGCAGUUCUCCCCCACUAGUGUUGACGACGGGGCCCAGUGGUUUUGUUCAGCCAUGUUGGAUCUGGGACCAGAGGGACCCCGACCUCCUGCUGUGAUGGAAUCAGAGCGCCUCAACACCACUGUGCACUUCGCUCCUGAGUUCUCCUGUUCUGCCAAGCUAGAGGUGCGAGCGGGGGAGGGGCUAACUUGUGAUGUCAGAGGCAAUCCCCUCCCAUCGGUCAUCUGGCUGAGAGACGGACAGGUACUGACCCCGCCCAAACACCUGAGCAGAGAGGAUGCUGGGAAAUACACCCUCAUGGCUUUGAACCGUAUCGGAAGAGCCAAUCACACAGUGGAGGUGGAGGUCCUACAUGGCCGUGCUGCUAGAGGAGCUUCCUGUCAGGCUGCUGGGAGUGCCACGGUGGCUGUGCUGCUCCACCAGCUCAUUUAUUGGCUAUAUUGAAUGAUUAUUUUAUUGAUUGAACGGUUGAGUUAUUCAUUGACCAAUCAGGACACCGAUCUCUGUGCUGGAGCUUUGUGAUUUGACAGUGAUCUGUGAGGUCAGUCUUCAAUAGAUCUGGAAUCAGAGUUAGUAGAAAACCCUUUUUGCCUAAAUGUGAAAUGAGCUGUUUUGAAAUGUGUUAUUUUGAAGUAGUGCUAUUGAACAGGUCUGUAGUUAAGCAAUAAGGCCUGAGGGGGUGUGGUAUAUGUCCAAU